This is a messenger RNA of Ambispora leptoticha, 533 nucleotides long. Lineage: Eukaryota; Fungi; Glomeromycota; Glomeromycetes; Archaeosporales; Ambisporaceae. The record is from the annotation of a GenBank genome assembly.
AUGGCUUUUGGACAAGUGGAAUUGGCACAUCAUACAACACAAACAUCGUCAAAUCAAACGCAAAUAUCAACACCGGUAGUAGUAUCACCUAUGGUCUCUGGACCUGGACGGCCAGCACAGCGGUUUCAGGAUAUUCCCAGAACACAUUCGGCACCAUCACAAACAAACAAUAAUGAUUCAAAUCAAACAAAAAUGAACAAUCAUCAAAUUCAACAACAGACACAAUCUGUUGGACACACACAACCUGUAGUACAUCCACAGCCAGGUGGACAUCAACAACCGACAGCUGCUCAUACUACAGGAAAUCCAACACCAACUGUGAUUAAUAAUGCACAUCAAGUAAACAGUCAUCAACAGAUAUCGUCUAUUGCCACGAAUCAUACAUCAAAUAUUAAUACCACAAGUAUAACUACAAAUAAUAUGUUAUCCAACACUACUCCAGCGCAUAACAUAACAACAACCCGCCAACCAAUACACACAGGACACGAAUUACCACAUCACCGGAAAGAUUCAGUGUCCUCCAAUGAUGGACA